GGCUGAGGAGCCGGGAAGGUGAGCCCUAUUCACACCUCGGCCGGGCUGCAGUGGCCAGGACUGGUUUGGGAAGGCAGGGCCCCAGGCGGGGGGCCCCUAAGCUGGCAGCCACAGCCUCCUGCCUGCUCACGGUUGUCCGGGAGCAUCCCAGGGCCAGAGCCUCUGCCACCUGCCCUGCUGGGACUCUGCCUUCAGCCCCAUCACCAUGAAGCUCCAGGGGUUCUGGACUGGGCUGGAAUACACCUGCCGGCUGCUGGGCAUCACCACUGCUGCAGUGUUGAUCGGCGUGGGAACUGAGACCUUCCUCCAGGGGCAAUUCAAAAGCCUGGCUUUCUAUCUGCUGUUCACAGGAGCCGCCGUCUCUGUAUGCGAAGGGGCGUACUUUGUGGCUCAGCUGCUGGCCAUCUGCUUCCAGUGUGAGCCGGGGUCCCUGGCAGACAGAGCAAGGGAGAAGGCCCACUGGCUGGGCUGCUUCCAGAAGUUCCUGGCCUACAUGCUACUGUCCGUGGCCUGCUUCCUCCACCCUGUCCUGGUCUGGCACGUGACCAUCCCAGGCUCCAUGCUCAUCGUCACUGGCCUGGCCUACUUCCUGCUAAGCAAGCGGAAGAAGAGGAAAGCUGCCCCCGAGGUGCUGGGCCCCCCGGAGCAGUACACAGACCCCUCCGGCAGCGCCACGAGUACCACAGGCUCUGGGGACACUGAGCAAACCUACACCUUUCACGGGGCCCUCAAGGAGGGGCCCAGCUCCCUCUUCAUCCACAUGAAGAGCAUCCUGAAGGGGGCCAAGAAGCCCAGCCCCCUGCAGGCCCCAGAAGCCCUGAUGGAGCUGAGUCUAGAGCCAGCUGACUCCCUGGCCAGGAAGAAGCAGGUGCACUUUGAAGACAACGUGGUCCGAAUCAUCCCAUCCCUCACAGAAGGCCUGGACGAGGGGGACAGUGAGCCAGAGGAGACCAUGUCCGACACAGCCCCCAUCAUCCCUCGCACCCAGGCCCCACUUCACCUGUCUUCUUUCAUGACCACUGACCUAUUCUGAGCUGCUCCCUCCGGCCUGG
This is a messenger RNA of Otolemur garnettii (small-eared galago), 1052 nucleotides long. RefSeq names its product transmembrane protein 72 (gene TMEM72). The transcript is spliced from 5 exons. Bases 206 to 1033 code for a protein of 275 amino acids. Lineage: Eukaryota; Metazoa; Chordata; Mammalia; Primates; Galagidae. The record is from RefSeq and is a predicted model, not a curated record.